UACGACGUUUGUCAGCCCUACUCGUUCGCAAACGCAGAGUUCAUCACGGAAGGAAAAAAGAAAAAGUUGUGCAACGUGAAAACUUAACAGAUAAAAAGAAUACAAUUCGAUUGCAUUUAGCUGAAAUUAUGACGGUAAAUAAACGGGACGCGAACACAACGCGGCCGCGGUGUUUUUUCGAUAUAACGCUCGGUGGCCUGAGCGUCGGUCGCAUCGUGUUCGAGUUGUUUGGCGAUGUAGCGCCCAAGACGGUUGAGAAUUUUCGUGCACUGUGUACGGGUGAAAAGGGCACCGGACUUGUCACCGGCAAACGGCUACACUAUAAAGGUGUCAUAUUCCAUCGUGUGGUCAAAGAUUUUAUGGUGCAGGCUGGCGAUUUUAGUGCAGGCAACGGUACCGGCGGCGAAUCAAUUUAUGGCGGCACUUUCGAGGACGAAUCCUUCGACAAGAAACACGAUCGUCCCUUUCUGCUGUCGAUGGCUAAUCGUGGCAAGAAUACGAACGGCUCGCAGUUCUUUAUUACAACACAGCCUGCGCCACACUUGGACAAUAUCCAUGUUGUAUUCGGUCAUGUUAUAUCCGGUCAGGACUUGGUGCGUCAAUUAGAGGAUCUGCCCAUCGAUCGCAACUCGCGCCCUUUACAGGAUGCAGCCAUAGCCAACUGUGGCGAGUUAGUCAAGCAAACAAAGACAGCCAAAAAGGAGAAGAAGCGCAGGAAGCGUUCCACAGCAACAGAGGAAUCGGAAAGCGACGUUGAUGAAGUGGUCGCUAAGCAGCGCAAGGAUAAGCUAAAAAAGAAACGUUCACGCAAGGAGUCUAAAUCGAGCGACAGUGAAAACAGUGACUCGGGGCGUGCUGCGCGUGGAAAUGGACGCCAAGACCACUCCGAUGAGGAAGGCGAGAUACAUCCGUUGGUUACGUUGACAAAAAUUGAUCCCAGCGAGAUACCAGAGGUUUCUAACAAAUUCCUAAUGCGCGCUCAGAGAUCCCGUUCCCGCGAAGAACGCGCAGCUCGUGACAUUUCGCGUGAUGUACGCCAGCGGGAACGAGAACAUGAUCGCGAUCGGGAACGUGAUCGUGAUCGCGAGCGUGAUGAUCGGGAUAGAGGCAGAGAGCGUAAUCGCAACGCCUUUGGUUGGUCAAAGAAACAGGUGCCGACCUCACGCAGUGGCCGCAUUGUCAAAGGACGUGGCGUCUUUCGCUUCCGUACGCCUUCGCGAAGCCGGUCGAAGAGUAUUACUCCGCCGCAUUGGAAGCAUGCACAGAAGCGCACCAUCAAGCUAUCGGAUCUAGAGCGUAUGGAGGAGGAGAAUAAAAUUCGAGACGAGGAGGUGAGACGGCGAGAGCAGGAACGCAAAAAGCGGCACGAGGAGGCCUCGAAGGAUCCCAAAAAGUCAUUCUUCGAGCUGUCACACGCCAGCACCUACGGUGGCAAAGUGACGCCCGAAAAGUCGCCCACGAAACAGAAGCACGCGAGUACCAGCAGCAAUGUCAAGCACACUGACUUUCAUUCACAGAAGGAUGCGGAACGCACCAAAACAAGGGUAUCCGCUCCCGAGAAGGAGCGUGAAAAGGAAAAACCCAAAGAAGAAGCUCCACCAAAACGCCGCAAAUCGGUGGAUAUGAAUGCCUUGGACUAUGAACAGCAAACGGAGAGUGAGCCCGAACCGGAGGCCAGCAAACCCCUCCAAAAGCACAGCGAGUUCAGGGCGGCGCCUGCAAAGGAUCAGGACCGCUCAAAGAUCAGCGAAUCGUCAGCAGAGAACCGAAACAAACGCGACGAACGCAAAGCAGAGGACAAACCGCGCGAGCGGGAGAGACCUAAGCGCAGUCGGGAACGUUCCAAUUCUCGCAACCGCCAUAGGAGUCGAUCCCGUUCCGCCCAACGCAGACGAUCACCAGCGCGUCGCCAGCAGCGUUCACCUCCCAGGCGCCAGGCCAACAACAAUAACAACAACAACAACAAUAAUAAUAACAAUAAUAAUAUGAGCCAGAAUCAGCUGAACCGCAACCGUCGCAAUCCCUUUGCUGAUCGAGAACGCCGCCAACGGUCUCCAGACAACGAGUACCGAAACCGUUUUCCUCUUUCACCCAUACGCACUCGCCACUCACCUGGGGAACGGCGCCGUUCCAGAGAGCGCCAACGUCGUUCCCGUAGUCGUGGACGCAGGCAGGAAUCGGACGAACGCAGACGUCAGGAGUCACCUAAUCGCAAACGUCCAGAGUCGCCUGCUCGAAAGCGACAGGAGUCAGCUGAAAGGAAACGUCCAGAGUCACCCGUUAGGAAGCGCCAAGAAUCUGUGGAACGCAAGCGACGAGUCUCUCCGGACAGACGUCGACGAGAGUCGCCCAAUCGCAGACGCCAUGCAUCACCGGAGCGCAGACGCAGUGUCAGUCGGGGACGGCGACAAAGCCGCUCACGCAGUAACAGCCGGCCACGACGGAGCCAACGCUCCCAGGAGCGUCAUUCGCGGGAUAGAAGUCCGGUGAAGGGAUCAUCGGGCACGGCUGCUGCGGAGUCGGAAGAUAAGGAUAAAGCUGCUCGUGAGAAAAUGCAAAAGCGUGUAGAGGCGGCUCUGCUGCUUAAGGAGCAUAUGCGCAAGGAAAUAGCUAAGGAAGAGGAGAGACGCGCAGAGAAACAGCGACAGGACGAGCUCGAAAAAGAGCGCACUACGCGGGAGCUGAAUGAACUGGAGCGCCUGAAGGCGGAGACAUUGAAGAAGUUGCAGGAGGAGGACCGCGACCAGGGCGACUCAACGUCUAGUCGCGUUAGACGUGAAAGUCGUGGCAGCAGUCAUGACACCAAAAAGCGCAAGCAUAAAAAGUCCAAGAAACAGUCGACACGCUCGCCACGAUCCGACUCGGAAUAGUUUCCUGAAACAAAGAUCCACACUAGAAGAUCUGACAUCAUAUUCAAAAUCAAUCCUCUGAUUUGCGUAGUCAAGCAAUUAAAUUAAUACACAUAAAUGCAAUUGUAAAAACAGUUCGUGAAUUCUAUGUAGUGUAACCGCCCAAUAAAAACAAAAACUGUAU
Drosophila hydei is the source of this 3033-nucleotide messenger RNA. RefSeq names its product peptidyl-prolyl cis-trans isomerase G (gene Moca-cyp). Bases 129 to 2870 code for a protein of 913 amino acids. The record is from RefSeq and is a predicted model, not a curated record. Gene Ontology annotation, cellular component: intracellular membrane-bounded organelle. The transcript has 8 exons. Gene Ontology annotation, biological process: protein folding; protein peptidyl-prolyl isomerization. Lineage: Eukaryota; Metazoa; Arthropoda; Insecta; Diptera; Drosophilidae. Gene Ontology annotation, molecular function: peptidyl-prolyl cis-trans isomerase activity.